Messenger RNA from Mesitornis unicolor (brown roatelo), 1626 nucleotides. RefSeq names its product cysteine-rich hydrophobic domain-containing protein 1. NCBI's taxonomy places the organism in Eukaryota, Metazoa, Chordata, Aves, Mesitornithiformes, Mesitornithidae. The transcript is spliced from 5 exons. The record is from RefSeq and is a predicted model, not a curated record. The annotation marks the transcript as partial.
GUUUGGCUUGAGCAACAAGUUUGAUACAGAAUUUCCUUCUGUUCUGACAGGGAAGGUUGCCCCAGAAGAAUUCAAGACCAGCAUCAGCCGCGUGAAUGCCUGUUUAAGGAAAAACCUCCCCGUCAAUGUGAAAUGGCUGCUUUGUGGCUGUCUGUGCUGCUGCUGCACACUGGGCUGUAGCCUGUGGCCUGUUGUCUGUCUUAACAAAAGAACUAGAAGAUCAAUUCAGAAGUUAUUAGAAUGGGAAAAUAACAGACUAUAUCAUAAGCUCGGUUUGCACUGGAAGCUGAGUAAAAGGAAAUGUGAAACUAGCAAUAUGAUGGAGUAUGUAAUAUUAAUAGAGUUCUUACCAAAAUAUCCCAUAUUUCGACCUGACUGAGGAACAGCAUUUGGUCUUUCGUGUUACCUGUAAUUUUCUACCCUUAGUGCCUUGUAGAUGAUUUUGGAAAGAAGAUGGUCUACUUUGCUGUGACUUAAAACCGUUCUUCAGUAGAAUAUCUUCCUUGCUCUGUUACUUUCUUUUAAGAAGAGAACAAUUUGCACAUUUUUUUUUAUGUUAAAUGAGGCUUCUAUGUUGCACUCUGAAUUUUUAACAUUAACUGGUAUAGUUGCCACUAGGGAUCUAACAUCAGUGCUGCUUAAACUUGUUCUGAGCAUGCUGCCUUACUCAUUUCUAUAUUUGUUGUCCUCAAACAUGCAUCCUAAUGCCAUGUCAUACUGUAUUUCAUUCUAAACGUCACAAUGCUAUAAACCCUCAGUAGAAAUGUCCAGGUAAGCGUCUAGUAGUAAUGAUUUUAGUAAAACGUGCUUGCAUAGGACUUGCAAUCAACAGCACUGGUUUUGUCCUGCACUUUGCAAAAUCAUCAUUUACAUUUGGGGGUUAAUUAUUUUACCCACUAUGGACUUGUAAAUAUUGACUCUUUGCAUAAUGUAAAGCAUGGUAUGCCAAGGUUUACAGACUGUAAUAUAGCUCUUAUUCUAUUGCCAACAGUCCAACAUCGGUUUAUUCAUGACGUUUGCUAGUAUCCCUCUGAUUGUAUACACCCAUUCACAUGCUGUUUUUAUGGUAAAGCCAUAAUGAGUUUGUACAUACUAUCAGAUGUGUAGGGCUCAGUUGCACUUUGUUUAGUAAAUGGAUGAAAAAUGCAUAGCAUUUCUGUCUUUUUUUUAAAAAGUAUUUCAGGUGGUGGUUGGAGCACCUGAAAUAGGAAGCUUAAAUACUGCUUACUUUUGAAAAAGUUGCAUUUGUGGCUUGGAUGGCGGCUGCUAUUACAAAAUAUCCUAAAGCCUCUUUUUGAAUUAGAAAUACAUGCGUGUCAAGUUUUGUUUUGUUUUUUUAAGUAUGGAAAAAAUGUUUCGUAAUUGGAGACCUUCAUUACUAAGGAGAAAAAUUUGGAACAGCCAAACCAAAGCUGAAGUGACACUUCAGUUAUUUUUGUGGUGUGAUAGUCCUUCAACAUUUUAACAGUAAAGUGACACGGCAUCCUUUCUGGUGGUAAAAAAUUCUAUCUAAAUCAGAGUAGUGUUUUAAAAUAUGGUGAUGGGAGGAAAUGGAUCAGUUGAAAGGGUUCACACAUAUGUUUUGGCAUUCAGGCACAGUCUGAAGAGCCACAGAUGUCUCAUGGA